Messenger RNA from Sphaerodactylus townsendi, 841 nucleotides. RefSeq names its product arginine vasopressin induced 1 (gene AVPI1). The transcript has 3 exons. Bases 1 to 564 code for a protein of 187 amino acids. NCBI's taxonomy places the organism in Eukaryota, Metazoa, Chordata, Lepidosauria, Squamata, Sphaerodactylidae. The record is from RefSeq and is a predicted model, not a curated record.
AUGGGGGUCUAUAACAUACUGGUUCAUUCAGAAGCAGAAUUAUCUCCAGCCACAGAAUGGAGAGACCCCAACCCUGUGGGCAUUCCUGCCUCCAUUGUUUGUGACCUGCCCCACCUGCAGGCACCCAAGUCUUGCACUCGCAAAGGAGCAUCAGCCAACAUUUUUCAGGGAGUGGGGCUGGUACAGCUUCACCAUCUCUUCCACAGCACUGGGGAUGUACAAGCAGAGGAGCGGGCCCAGCUAGUGUGGGAGCGUUCAGGGAACCGAUGUAUUGCCCAGGCCUUGCGUCGGCUACGCACAAAGCGGAGAAAACUGAGACUGCAACCCCACCAGAAGUCCCCUUCAGAGUCAGGAAGCAGCACUGGUUUCCUGGAGUUACAGCACUUUAGCCACUUACGGAUUGAGGACUGUACUACAUCUUAUGCUGAAGACAAUGGGCCCAACAGCAGCAAGAAACCAGAUGUGGCCAGUAAAGGCAGUCCAUGCCCUGUCCCCUACUACAAGCAGAAGAGGAAGCAGUGGGGUACAGGAGCUGCAGGCUACCUGCACCAGCUCCACCAGUGAGCAACUAAACCCAACCCCUCUUACCUACAUAGUUGUCCGUCAGUGGUGCUGUGCAGAACGAAAACAGACUGAGACACAGGAUGCCCAAAGGCAAUUCUGCUAUGAUGCAUACAUCUAAAAUAAUUUUUUGCUCUAGCAUAGGGAGAUCAAGACCUCAAAAGAAAAGCACCAACCACUUUUUGAGCUGUAUCAGGGCACUGUCCUUGGUGUGGCAGAGCACAAACACUAAUGUUACUGAAUACACUUUCCUGUAUUUAAUAAAGGCUUAUUCAUGUUC